AUGAAUCGCUGCUUCACCCUUUGGAUUUCUUUGUAUGUGGGUAAGAAAAAUGUUUUGGAACAGAUCUUAUCCAGAAAGUUUUUCAUUUCCUCUGAUUUCCAGAUGGGUAGUCGAUGUAGUCAACCAAAUUAUGAAAGGAUAUUAAGGGCACUGCAAUCCUGAGCAAAGGAAUAUUGAACUGGUAGAAUAGAAAAAAAUGGCAGGGCUGGCUCGCCCAUGAGGCGAGGUGAGGCUGUCACCUCAAGAAGCAGAUCCGGACCAGAGGAAUGUGUCGAUCGCUGCUGCUGCUUCCUCUGCCACUGUGCCUGGGCCAAUGCGGCUGCCCCCCCCCCCCCCGCUGCUACGGUGCUCCUACCACUGUGCUUUCCCUGCCAUGCCUAUGGUGUGGUGGCAGUAACAAGGCAGAGAGGGUGUAGUGGCACAAGCAAAGGCACAUUUGUGGUAGGGUGGGUAUGGAUUGAGGGGGGCAGCAUUUAGCUUUAAGCAACUUUCUGUUCCAUCCUAUCUUUUGAUGGUGUUUUUGAAGAUAUAAUUUUUCUGCAUAUGAACCCCGAAAUCUGGCAUCUUCUCCAAACUUAGGCCAAAGUGCUGCAACCAUUUUGCAGCAUUUGACGGUGGAAACACCACAUUCUGCAGAGCCCCCCAAGCUGAGAAAUUUAUGCAUCAAACCGGGGUUCAUAGUUAACUCCCCCCCCCCCCAAAUCCAACAUUGCCCGAUUUACUCCAAACCUGCGCCAAAGUUUUACAAUUGCUUUGCUGUGUUUUGAAGCACAGACACCAUGUUUUCUGGUGCCCCCCCCCCCAGAGUAAUACUUCAAGCCAGGCUUUAGAUUGAAUCGGACACUGUUAUAUUUUAAAGUCCAUUCAAUAUCUGUCAAGGCCCAUACUCAGAGCAGCUUCACAACAUAAAAAUGCAGAAGGGAAAAUAUAUCUCUCACAGGUCAAUAUAUUUUCUUUUUUCUUUUAUUCAAUUUAUAGAAUGCAAUUGUGAAAAUACAGAGCAUUUCAAAAUGGUUCUAGUUCCAAAAUCUGACUGUUCCACUCUACUGCUUACCCCAAGGGUGGGGAACCAAUGGUCCUCCAGUUGUAGUUGGACUUUGAUUCCAGCCAUCAUGGCCUUUGGUCAAGAAUGAUGGUCAUUGUCAUCCAACAGCAAGGACCACAGGUUUUCCUAGUGGAAAAAAUUGAGCGACCUUGAAUGAGCAGGACAAAAUGGGACAUACACAACGUAAAUAUAUUUUCAGUUUUUCCCGUAAGGAGCAGUUAAGAAACAUUAUAACAUGAGAGGACUAAUAUAUAGCUGCAGCAGAGAAUGGAAGCUGAUUGACAUUUAGUAUGAGGCAAUUACCCAGUUACGUUUUUUACAUAUUGCCCCGUGUUUCCCCCCCAACAGAUUGUUUUACAGCAUUCAUUCAGAAAAAUACAGAAAAGAUAGCCACAGAGGGGACAAGCACAACAGUAACUUGCUUCUAUGAUAUGGAAUACAGAUUUGACAAUAAAUAUUGGUGCCGAGGAAGUUCCCGAACAUCUUGUGAUAUUUUAGGAGAAACAAAGAAGUUUGUAAAGUGGAACUAUAAAAGCAGAUUGACACUCCUUGAUAACAGGAAAGGCGUCUUUUGGGUGACAAUGCACCAACUGACAGAAGAUGAUUCAGGAACAUAUUGGUGUGGAAUUGAUAGGCCUUUUGCUGACAUAAUGACUUCAGUGAAACUGAAGGUAAAUAAAGGUAAGGUGUCAUAUGAGUCUCAUCACCACCUUUAUUGUUAUAAUGCAAAUAGAAAUAAAGUUCUUGUUGCCAGCUCUGAUGGAGUAAGUCAGCCUCGUAAAUACAGUAACUACACAAAAGUUACCAGGCUCAAUUUUUUUUUAUACUACCCUGUAUUUUCAUGCUGGCCAAAGAGGAAGGGAUGUCCUUUCCUCUGUGGUAAGCAUUAAAGCCUGGUUGUUGUUGUUUUAAAAAGGACUGCUACCAAGCAGACUGGUGGAGGAGGGACAAAAUGACAAAGUGAUCUGUCCCCUCUUUGCAAGUCUCCACCAUUUCUGUGCUUGGUUGUGGACAAAAAAACUUUUCUUCCUCUACAUUUGGAAUUGAAACCAAGAGGGCUGGCAGAAAAAGGACAGAACAAUGUAUCCUUCCACUGCUAACCCUUCUCCCUUGCCAGCAUAGAAUUCCAUGCGCUCAUCUGCAUAGAAUUUCUGGGCACUUAGGGCUACCAGGAGGGUUGUUAAAUACAAGGCUGGAUUACUCAGUAGGCACCAGUCAUGUUACAUUAGGAAGGCCAAGGAAAGUAUGCAUAGUUUCCUCCAAAAACUGACAUUCCAGUUACAUAUAUAACUGGAGCAAUUAAGGAUUGCAUAGACCUUCCCAGUAGUUUAUGCACUUACAGUUCAAUCUUAUAUAAGCAGUCUUCGUCUGUUCUCAUUCAUGCUGCUAAUAACAAAGUGUCACACACCUAACCUUAGAUCACAUGAGUAAGGUAUUUAGUUGCAAAUCUCCAUUUUACAGGUAGGUAGCUGUGUUGGUCUGCCAAGCUCAUACCAAUAACAAACUUAGUUGGUCUCUAAGGUGCUACUGGAAGGAUUUUUAAAUUUUGUUUCAAUCUCCAUUUUGUGGAAGUUGUCUUUUGUUCUCAAGCAACUGAAGACAAAGAUGUGUAAAUGUGUCUCUCCUGGAGAAAACAGCCUCAGGCUGGAAUACAAGCUAAUGGAAUCUGUGUGCAGAGAGAAAGGCAUUUGAUUUCAGAUCUGUUUAGACUAAUCUUAUAUUACUAAGAAGAUGUACUGUGCUUGGACGAGCACUUGAUUUUACGCCACUAUUUGGAUGUAACAUAACUUGCUUUUCAUGUCUCUCUGAAGAAAGUUACAGUAUGUUCGUAAAGCUUUGGAACCAUAUUUUGAUCUGGACAAUUCUUAUUCCAAGAGGACUCAGUUUUUAUUCAGCCUACUGCUUCAAGCUGUGCAAUAUUAAUAUCUGCAAUGUGCCCAGAUUCAAAAAAAUCCAAGUUGUUGUUUUUUUAAACUCAGUGGGAUGGCUGUCAUGCUGCUACUCUGGCCUAUAUUGAUUGCUCUAGCCAUUUCCUUCUCUAUGGCAUGUUAUCCUACUGGUUUUUUUAAAGCAGCAUGUUCUUUAUAAUUUUUCUUCCCUCCCACCCCCAUUGCAGUAUGGGGAGGAGCAAUCAUGACCACUGAGGGGGGAGGAAGUGUUUCAUUUCCCACAUGCCAUGGUCCUAAUAUAAACCACAGGUGAGGGUUUGGGGGGGUGAGGUGGGGCUGAUUGCAGUGUUUGGUAUUGUUUGGUUGCUGGCUGAGUAGCUAGGCCCUGGACUGUACCCACAUCCCAGCUUUUUUCAGGCCAUGAUGUGCAAUCCAAUGUCUUCCCCAGUCUAUUCUAAGGUUACCAGAUUUUUUUCAAUGAAUCCAGGGACACUUUUCAACUUCAAUGGAUUUUGUAUGGGGACUGAUUUGUAAAUCGAGGGAUUGUCCCCGGGAAACGGGGAUGUCUAGUAACCUAAGUCUACUCUGGCUUGUCCUCUUUUGUUGCUGAUGACAGACCACUGAUGGCAGAACAGCGAGGUAUCCGAGCUUCCAUGCCUGCAAUGGGGAGACUUGCCAGAACAAAAAUCCUCUUCUGCCUGCCUCUCCCUGACAGUUAGAAAGAUCCACUUUACCUUAUGGCCACUCUGAUGCCAGUUCCAGAGACUCUGGAUAUUUUUCAUUAUUCAUUGCUUGCACAGCUAAUAACCAUGAAUCAUUUCUAUAGUAUUUUUCAGUGUAAAGAGUGUACUACCUUUCUCAUAGCACAAGCAAUUUGCCCAGGAUUGUAAAUAUAACAAAUUAUAUUUCAUUGCUAUUAUUCAGCUCCUACAACAUGUCAACAUGUGCAAACCAGUCCUCCCUCCACUCCUUCAUCUACAGCUGAGGUUAUUACAGCUUUCCCAGAUAUUUCUGAUUUUAAUUUAAACGCAUCUCUGUCCUCCAAUGCCACUUGUCAUCAUAAAGUCACAGAAAGGUAAGUGCCAUCUAAUCACAAGAUUAUAUUUGAUGGCUAACUUUGCAUAAACAGAAUCCACAUUUUGUUUCUAAAUCAACCUUUUAUUUCUGCUCUGGUGUACAUACUAGAAACAAUGAGCCCCAGUUCAUUCUCUGCCACAUUCCCAAUGAAAAAAUGUUGUACUUGCCAGUUUGGGGGUGGGGAAUACUCUGAUUGGGUUUGAACACAAAAUUUGGUAAGUUCCCUUUUACUUAAUCAGCGAGGGUUAAAACUGCAUGAAUAACAUCUGACCAUAAUUAGCAUAACUAUUUAUGUGUCUUAAAUGCAUCACUUUUAUGUGACUUCAAAGCAUCACUUUCAAGGACUGGGAAGUUCAACCACCAACACUCACUUCCAAACCUUAUCUCCCCCACUCAUGCACCUGCUAUUUGCACUGAUAAAAUGAUUUGUGCAAGUUGUGCUUAGUAUUUCCCUGGGCCUAAGGCAGGCACCCUGUUAAGCAGUUGCUCCAUGUGUUUUAUGAUUGUUAUCUGCUUUCUUGGUGGAGGCAAAAACUAGCAUUUAACACCUUUUGUUCUGCAGCAAUCAGUUGUGGGGGUGAGGGGUCCACAGUUAAGGCAUACGGUAACUACAAUGCGGGUGGCGCUGUGGGUUAAACCACAGAGCCUAGGACUUGCCAAUCAGAAGGUUGGUGGUUCGAAUCCGUGAUGGGGUGAGCUCCCGUUGUUCGGUCCCUGCUCCUGCCAACCUAGCAGUUGGAAAGCACGUCAAAGUGCAAGUAGAUAAAUAGGGACCACUCCAGUGGGAAGGUAAACGGCGUUUCCGUGCACUGCUCUGGUUCACCAGAAGCAGCUUAGUCAUGCUGGCCACAUGACCCGGAAGCUGUACACCGGCUCCCUCAGCCAAUAAAGCAAAAUGAGCGCCGCAACCCCAGAUGUCAGGAUGGUAGUGUGUAUCAUCACCAGGAGAGUAAAAGCUUGUCUUUCCCCAUCACAACAUACAGUGCUCAUAAUGGUUAAAUUUCCUUUAGUUGAGAUACGACUCCAGUUUGUAAUUUACUUUCUUGUAAAAUCAGUAAGAGCAAUUAUUUAGGAUUUCCCCCUCUUUCCUCCUCUGUUUUAGAAACUGGAAUUAUAGCCCAUGGGGGAUUCUGCGUUGGGUGUUCAUGGUUCUUCUCGUGGCUUCUUUCAUUCUGAUUCAUUGA
Molecule: messenger RNA, 5195 nt
Organism: Podarcis lilfordi (Lilford's wall lizard)
Lineage: Eukaryota; Metazoa; Chordata; Lepidosauria; Squamata; Lacertidae
Source: the annotation of a GenBank genome assembly